AUGAGAAUCAACGUUUUGUCCUUUGGGAUCGCCGUGAUCUAUCUUGGCACGGUAGCAUCGAGUUUAUCAGUUCCCAGAGCACCGCCGCAGUUACCGGCAAAGAAACGUCCACAUGGAUGCGAUUGCUACACAAUCUCCGGGCCCGAUCCGGGAUACUUCCAGCACUACAAGCUCUGGGACUUUCGGGCAGUGGAUUUGAAGAAACAUGCCAAUCUCAAUCUGUCAGAGCCCAUUGAUUAUGGCGACGAGGACUGGGAUGAUGACGAUGACGGCGACGACCAAGUCCCGCAAAACGGCGACCUCUCACCUGGAGUCCAUGAUGUAAAGGAACCGGACCCUAGAUCACUGGUAUUUUACAAAACCUCCUUUGAAAGAGACUGGAGCAGUCAGAACUGGGAACGCCGAGGCUCCCCCAUAGCCCCGGUCCUCAUGAUAAAUUCGAAGCGCAACGUCUUUCUCACCCGAGAUUCUGACCAAAAUGAUACUCAUGCGACGUAUCUUGUUCUGCGCACCACCCGCUUUUCAGAAUACACAUCCACUGCGGAGAUCGAGACUCGCAUACGCAACAUCUACCGGUGCUCGCUGCGUGUCCGGCUGCGUAUAUUGCCAGCAGGCUCCGUCGUAUCGCAACCUCCUCAGCAUAAAGAAUGGCCGCCGCGGGAUCCAAAACGACAUCCCACCGUGCCCUUGAACAAGACGAUUCCGCUCCGUGAUGGCAGACCACCUGACGGCGCUUGUGCUGGCAUAUUCACCUACCAUGACCAAACCUGUGAAUCGGACAUUGAGAUUUUGACGCGGGACCCGUCCCAUCGCGUGCACUAUGCCAAUCAGCCCGAUUAUGAUUUUGCCGCUGAUCAUGAGAUCCCCGGUGCGAGUACCAUUGCCGAUAUACCUGUCCCAUGGACAACGUGGUCCACGCAUCGUCUAGACUGGCUCUCGGACAUGUCACGGUGGUAUGUCAACAAUCAGAUACAGGAUGCCAAAUCAUACAGAGUUCCUGAGUUGGAGAGCAUGCUUAUUAUCAAUCUUUGGAGUGACGGCGGACUCUGGACGGGCGACAUGAGAAUUGGCGAUAGUAUAUACAUGGGCGUCGAAUACAUCGAGCUGGUUUACAACCGUUCUUCUGAUGCUUUCAGGGGCCCUUAUGUGUCUCUUUCGCAGAACCAUGGCGGCCAUCAAAGAACCCCUCCCACAAAUGAUUCUCUUGGCAAUGGGAAUCCAUUGGAGCCGGAUAGGAAGGAGGAAAAGUGCAAGCCUGGCAGGCAGGGCCGCGAGUGCAGAAGAAAGAAGUGGAGGAAUAGGCCUCUUCAUAAAUCUUGUCGGAGACCAUGCAACAUUGAUGAACUCUAG
Messenger RNA from Penicillium samsonianum, 1350 nucleotides. RefSeq names its product glycoside hydrolase family 16 protein. The record is from RefSeq and is a predicted model, not a curated record. The transcript has a single exon. The coding region runs from base 1 to 1350 and encodes 449 amino acids. NCBI's taxonomy places the organism in Eukaryota, Fungi, Ascomycota, Eurotiomycetes, Eurotiales, Aspergillaceae.